Molecule: messenger RNA, 4545 nt
Organism: Cavia porcellus (domestic guinea pig)
Lineage: Eukaryota; Metazoa; Chordata; Mammalia; Rodentia; Caviidae
Product: antigen WC1.1-like
Exons: 21
Coding region: 165-4454 (1429 amino acids)
Biological process (GO): zymogen activation
Cellular component (GO): plasma membrane
Molecular function (GO): serine-type endopeptidase activity
Source: RefSeq, a predicted model, not a curated record
AUGGGGAAGAUGUUAAACAGAGAUUCUGUUGGUUCCUAGCACAUGGCCAUAUCAGGGGAUAGGACUAUGUAAGCCCUUCCCUUCUGUAAGGGCCCCAUUAAGGGGUAAGCACCUCCCUGUAAUAUCUAAACAAGCUGAGACCACGAUCUACAGACAGAGCCACCAUGCAGGGACACUGCCUUAUCUGGGGACUUCCUUCUCUCCUCCUCGUUGUCUUAGCAGGUGCUCAAGUGAGCCCACAACUUCGCCUGGUGAACACGCAGAGUCACUGUGAGGGGACAGUGGAAAUUUUUUACUAUGGCUCUUGGGGCACAAUCUGCGAUGACAAAUGGGAUCUGAAUGAUGCCCAAGUAGUGUGCAGACAGCUGGGCUGUGGAGUGGCCAUUGAAGCCAAGCACUCUGCUUUCUUUGGUGUGGGAUCAGGGCCCAUCUGGCUGAAUGAGGUGACAUGCACAGGAAAGGAGUCCAACUUGGGGGAGUGCAUUGCCUACAGCCAGGAGAAUCGCAACUGCGGGCACAAUGAAGAUGCAGGAGUCAUCUGUUCAGGAUACUGGCGUCUGGUUGGAGAAGGGCCCUGCUCAGGACAAGUAGAAGUGAAAUCUGGAGGAAGUUGGAUUCCAGUAUCUGAUGUGAACUUCACUUUCCCCACUGCCCAGGUCAUCUGUGCAGAGCUGGGGUGUGGCAAGGCUGCAUCAGUCCGGGGAGAUGUGCCAUUUAGAGAGGACACUGGACAGGUAUGGGCUGAGCAGUUCCUAUGUGGAGGGCAGGAGGCCAAGCUGCAGUUCUGCCCCACAAUCCCAUGCCCCAGAUGCAGCUGCUACCAUGGGAGGACUGUUGAAAUCAUUUGUUCAGAGUUUACUGAAGUCCAGCUCAUGAAAAACAGUACAUCUCAGUGUGAGGGUCAAGUAGAGGUGAAAACUUCUGUGGGCUGGAGAGCGCUCUGUGCCUCCCACUGGAGCAUGGCCAAUGCUGAUGUUGUGUGCCGACAGCUGGGUUGUGGAGUGGCUGUCUCCACCCCAAAAGGAGCAUACUUUGUGGAAGAAAGGGAUGAGAUCUGGAAAGACCAAUUCCACUGCUCAGGGGAUGAGUCGUUCUUGUGGAGUUGUCUUGUGACUGCCCUGGGUGUUCCUGCCUGUGCCCAUGGGAACACAGCCUCUGUGGUCUGCUCAGGAAACCAGAGUGAGACUGUACCCCAAUGCAAGGACUCCCUGUCGGAUUCAACACAUUCCACAGCCUCAGAGGUACAGGAUGUCAACUGCUCAGACAACAGACUGCGGCUGGUGAAUGGGGGCAGUCGCUGUGCAGGGAGAGUGGAGAUCCUGCAUCAGGGAUCCUGGGGCACCAUCUGUGAUGACAGCUGGGACCUGAGUGAUGCCCAUGUGGUGUGCAGACAGCUGAGCUGUGGUGUGGCCCUUAAUGCCACAGUCUCUGCUCACUUCAGCCAUGGGUCAGGGCCCAUCUGGCUGGAUGAGCUGAACUGCAGAGGAGAGGAGUCCCAUGUGUGGGACUGCCCUUCCCACGGCUGGGAACAGCAUGACUGCAGGCACAAGGAGGAUGCAGGUGUCAUCUGCUCAGAAUUCCUGGAUCUCAGGAUGGUGAGCAAGGACCAGGAGUGCUCCGGGUGGCUGGAGAUUUUCUACAAUGGAACCUGGGGCAGUGUCUGUCGCAGUCCCAUGGAAGAUGUGACUUUAUCCGUGAUCUGCAGACAGCUUGGCUGUGGGGACAGUGGGAUCCUCAACACUUCUGUUCCUGCCAGGGAAGGUUCUAGACCCCAGUGGGUGGAUGGAAUCCAGUGUCGGAAAACUGAUGCGUCUCUCUGGGCAUGUCCUUCUGAUACUUGGAAACAAAAGUCUUGCCUUCCAAGGGACUCAGCAUAUGUGACAUGCACAGGAAGAAAGGAAUUGGGACUUGUAGAAGGAGACAGUAAGUGCUCAGGACGCGUGGAGGUGUGGCACGAAGGUUCGUGGGGCACUGUGUGUGAUGACUCCUGGGAUCUGGCAGAGGCUGAGGUGGUGUGUCAGCAGCUGGGCUGUGGCCAUGCCCUGGAGGCCCUGGAAAAGGCUGCAUUUGGCCCUGGAAAUGGAAGCAUCUGGCUGGAUGAGUUGCAUUGCAAAGGCAGGGAGUCCUCCCUGUGGACCUGUGCCAGGGCACCCUGGGGACAGAGUGACUGCAAGCAUGACGAGGAUGCAGGUGUGAGGUGCUCAGGAUUUGUGCGUCUGGGUGGAAGACAAGGACUUUGCUCAGGACGAGUGGAAGUGCAUUCUAGAAGAGGUUGGCUUCUAGUGUCUGAUGUGAACUUCACAUUCCCCACUGCCCAGGUCAUCUGUGCAGAGCUGAGGUGUGGCAAGGCUGUGUCUGUUCUGGGGAACGUGUCCAGAAAUGCCAGUGAACAGAUGUGGGCUGAGGAGUUCCAGUGUGAGGGGCAGGAGCCUGAGCUCAGCUUGUGUCCCAGAGGGCCCUGUCCUGGAGGCAGCUGCCAGCACAGCAAGGCUGUUGAGGUUGUCUGUGAAGAGUUCACCGAAGUUCGGCUCAUCAAAAAUGGCACCUCUCACUGUGAGGGUCAGGUGGAAGUGAACACUUCCUCAGGCUGGAGAGCACUCUGUGCCUCCCACUGGAGCAUGACCAAUGCCAAAGUUGUCUGUCACCAGCUUGAUUGUGGACUUGCAGUCUCCACCCCAAGAGGAGGAACGUACUUUAUGGAAGGAGGGGAUGAUAUCUGGAAAGACCAAUUCCACUGCUCAGGGUCAGAGUCCUUCUUGUGGAGUUGUCCUGUAACCGCCAUGGGUGUUUCUGCCUGUGCCCAUGGGAACACAGCCUCAGUCGUCUGCUCAGGAAACCAGACCCAGUUGCUACCCCAGUGCAAGGACUCCCUGUCUGAUCCAGCAGGCUUCACAGUAUCAGAAGUGCACGCUGCCAACUGCUCAGACAACAGACAGCUGCGCCUGGUGGAUGGGAACGGUCGCUGUGCAGGAAGAGUGGAGAUCCUGCAUCAGGAAUCCUGGGGCACUAUCUGUGAUGACAGCUGGGACCUAAAUGAUGCCCACGUGGUGUGCAGACAGCUAGACUGUGGGGUGGCCCUCAAUGCUACGGUCUCUGCUCACUUUGGGCAGGGAUCAGGGCCCAUCUGGCUAGAUGAGCUGAACUGCACAGGAGAUGAGUCCCAUGUGUGGCAUUGCCCAUCUCAGGGCUGGAAACAGCAUGACUGCAGGCAUAAGGAGGAUGCAGGCGUCAUCUGCUCAGAGUUCCUAGAUCUCAGGGUGGUGAAUGAGGACCAGGAGUGCUCUGGGUGGCUGGAAGUUUUCUACAAUGGAACCUGGGGCAGUGUCUGCCACAACCCUAUGGAUGAUGUGACCUUGUCCGUGAUCUGCAGACAGCUUGGCUGUGGGGACAGUGGGAACCUCAACACCUCUGUUCCUGCAAGGGAAGGGUUGAGACACCAGUGGGUGGAUGGAAUCCAGUGUCGAAAAACAGAUGCUUCUCUCUGGCAGUGUCCAUCUGAAGCUUGGGAUCCCAGAUCUUGCUCUCCAAAGGGCGAGGCUUAUAUCACUUGUACAGGACAAAGACCCAAGAGCUGUGCAGAGUCUGAAUCCUGCACAGACAAAGACAAGCUGCGACUCAGAGGAGGAGACAGCCAAUGCUCAGGGCGCGUAGAGGUGUGGCACGAAGGCUCCUGGGGCACAGCGUGUGAUGACUCUUGGGACCUGGCAGAGGCUGAGGUGGUGUGUCAGCAGCUGGGCUGUGGCCAUGCCCUAAAUGCCCUGGCAGAGGCUGCAUUUGGCCCUGGAAAUGGAAGCAUAUGGCUGGAUGAGGUGCAGUGCAGAGGCAGGGAGUCCUCCCUGUGGGACUGUGCCAGGGCUCCCUGGGGACAGAGUGACUGCAAGCAUGAGGAGGAUGCAGGUGUGAGGUGCUCAGGUGAAAGAACAACAGUACCCUCAACACCUAUUGGAAACAAUUCAUUUCUACCUCCUGAACCAGGCAUCUUGUCCUUACCUGUGAUUCUCUGCAUCACUUUAGGAGCCCUUAUCUUACUGGUUCUCAUCAUCCUGGGAACUCAGCUGCACAGAUGCAGAGCAAACCUCAGAGCCUCAUCAUCUUUUGAAGAUGCUGUUGAAGAAGCCUUGUACCAAGAGAUAGAUUAUCUCAUAAAACUGGAGAAAGAGGACCUGCUGGAUAAACCAGAACAACACAUAGAUGCUACAGGAAAUGGUUAUGAUGAUGUUGAAGAGUUACCUGCUCUUGAAAAUCCUCUUUGUUCUGAGAUGAGUGAGAAGAACCUUAUCCAAGAAGAGGGAGGUGGUGGUUCUAGAUGUUCUCAAACAGGCACCUCUCUUCUUUCUCCUGAAGAGUCUUCUAAAUCUGUUAUGGAAGUGAAAGGAUCUCCAUUGGUGUUGAGACAAGAAUCCAUCACUGAGUAUGAUGAUAUUGAACUGAACACCAUGUCCUGUCAUUUUUAAAGCAAGCCUAAGAAGAUCUUCUCUUUGUAUCCCCAAAUAAGAAAUCCUUUCAUUCUUGUAAUAUUUUUAUAUACACUUAAAGUAAAAUAAA